AUGGACUUCCUUUUUGGUCGUAGAAAGACACCGGCAGAGCUGCUCCGUCAAAAUCAGCGAGCGCUCAACAAAGCCAUACGAGAACUGGAUCGGGAGAAGUCGCGAAUGGAGAUGCAAGAGAAGAAAGUGAUUGCAGAGAUCAAAAAAAUGGCCAAACAGAAUCAGAUGGAUUCCGUUAAAGUUAUGGCAAAGGACCUUGUUAGAACACGCCGCUAUAUUAAGAAGUUCAUAAUAAUGAAGGCUAAUAUACAAGCAGUCUCUCUCAAAGUUCAAACAUUGAAAAGUCAGGAUGCUAUGGCUCAGGCUAUGAAAGGAGUCACCCGCGCGAUGCAGUCUAUGAAUCGACAACUGAAUCUUCCUCAAAUUCAGAAAAUCAUGAUGGAGUUUGAAAAGCAAAGUGAAAUUAUGGACAUGAAAGAAGAGAUCAUGGGUGAUGCUAUUGAUGACGCUCUUGGUGACGAGACCGAUGAUGUAGAAAGUGAACAGAUUGUUAAUCAGGUUCUGGACGAGUUAGGAAUCCAGAUGGGUCAAGAGAUGGCAGGGUUACCAACAGCCGGUGGACAGAUUGGCGUAUCUGCGGGUGAGAAGACGAGGCAACCUGUCGCCGCUGGUGGCGCAGACAUUGACGACGACUUACAAGCCCGGCUGGAUCAGCUGAGAAGAGAGUAG
This is a messenger RNA of Necator americanus (New World hookworm), 669 nucleotides long. RefSeq lists its product as uncharacterized. The transcript is spliced from 6 exons. Gene Ontology annotation, biological process: endosome transport via multivesicular body sorting pathway; protein transport; late endosome to vacuole transport. Bases 1 to 669 code for a protein of 222 amino acids. The record is from RefSeq and is a predicted model, not a curated record. Lineage: Eukaryota; Metazoa; Nematoda; Chromadorea; Rhabditida; Ancylostomatidae. Gene Ontology annotation, cellular component: ESCRT III complex; multivesicular body.